AUGAAAUGGAAGAAGGCAAAGUGUCGAAAACUUUUGGCUCUUCCACGACCAUAUCCUCGUGAUCUCUACCCAGAAGACGUGCUCGAUCCAGAUGGAGAUCGUAACUACACCGUUGAUUACAUGGUCGAGACUUCAAAUCGUCAUGUUAUAUCUCACCAUUUGCUGCAUAUUGUGGAGGUUGAAAAGGAAUUCGAUAUUGAGGGCGUUGAAUCAUAUAACAAGUGA
Rodentolepis nana is the source of this 225-nucleotide messenger RNA. Lineage: Eukaryota; Metazoa; Platyhelminthes; Cestoda; Cyclophyllidea; Hymenolepididae. The record is from the annotation of a GenBank genome assembly.